This is a messenger RNA of Lethenteron reissneri (Far Eastern brook lamprey), 1022 nucleotides long. Its product is annotated as gap junction gamma-1 protein-like. The record is from RefSeq and is a predicted model, not a curated record. Gene Ontology annotation, molecular function: gap junction channel activity. Gene Ontology annotation, cellular component: connexin complex. Lineage: Eukaryota; Metazoa; Chordata; Hyperoartia; Petromyzontiformes; Petromyzontidae. Gene Ontology annotation, biological process: cell-cell signaling.
CGGCCUCUCACAACGGAUCGUCAGGGACGUCUCGUGCGCUCCUACAGAGCGGCGUCGCUGCUUCUGACCGGCGAUCACGAUGAGCUGGGGCUACCUGACGCAGCUGCUGGAUGAGGUUCACCGACACUCCACAUUCUUGAGCAAGCUGUGGAUCACCAUCUUCCUCAUCUUCCGCAUCGUUCUCACGACGGUCGCCGGAGAAUCGAUCUACUACGAUGAGCAGGGCCAGUUCACGUGCAACACGGCGCAGCCCGGCUGCGAGAACGUCUGUUAUGACAGCUUCGCACCGCUCUCCCAUGUCCGCUUUUGGGUGUUCCAGAUCAUCGUCGUUGCCACGCCCACCAUCCUGUACCUCGGAUUCGCUGUACAUCGCAUCACCAGGAUCGAGUACGAGCGAGACGAACGAACCAAGCGAACCGGCGGCUCCGACCGCAUGGUUGAAUGCACGGAGAAAGAGGAGGAGGUGGAAGAGGAGGUGGAAUGGGAGGUGGAGGAGGGUGAAGAAGACGGCAAGGAGAAGCGACGGCAAGGCAACGAGCGGUGGAGGAUUAAGACUGACGGCCUGAUGGUAGCCUACACCCUCCAGCUGCUCGCCCGCACGCUGGCCGAGAUUGGCUUCCUGCUGGGGCAAUACCUGCUCUACGGCUUUGAGGUGGCCCCACGCUUUCAGUGCGUCCGCGACCCCUGCCCGAAUCGUGUCGACUGCUUCGUGUCGCGCCCCACGGAGAAGACCAUCUUCCUUUUGGUCAUGUACACGGUCGCCGGUCUCAGCCUCCUGCUGGAACUGUCCGAGAUUUGCUACUUGGGGUUGGGCGCCCUCCACGACUCGCUGAGCGGGAGGUGCUGGCUGCAGAGCAGGUCCGCGGAGGGCAAACAGGCGGCCCACACGACGCUGGAGGCUUCCAGGGUGAAGGUGGCGGUGGCCCGGGGCAGUCGUCGAGCGUCGCUGGCGCCCCCGGGUUACCACUCGGUGCUGGGGGCCUCCUCUGACGGGAACGGCACCGGGUGAGUUUCGCGAGGAA